AUGAGAUUUAGAAACAUAUUAUUAUUAGCUGCCAGUACAGUAUUUUACUGCACAUCGGUACUUGCUAAAACUUAUGAAAAUCAAGAAAUUGUCCUUGACAGUGCUACGCUUGGAUUGACAACCUACGAAGAUGACGAACUGAUGGUUCUGAAAAAUGCUAAGGUGACACUUAAUGAUUUCACAACUAUCAAAUUACCAGAAGGUAUUUCACUGACUGGCAAUUCUGUACUUAAGAUAAAUGCGCCUUCAGGUGAUGGCACUCCAUAUUCAAUAGUUAUCAAUGGCAAGGUAAGUAUAGAUGAUGAAUCACAGUUUAUCUUUGAUGGUAGCUCAUUGUCAUAUAACAUUGUUGCGUCAGACUUUGACUACAGUACUUUUACAUUCGAUAUCAACACCGGUGCUGAUGGGGUCUUUAUAUCAAAAAAUAGUCUUAUGAGAAUUAAAUUACCAAAGACAACCGGUACUGGUAUUGUUGCUGAUAUAACAUUUAACCCCUCAAUUCAUAUCGGUGGCACGUACAAGGCUCCUAAUAACUCACCAUUAGCCAUAUUGGGUAAUCUCGAGGUGUUGAGAAGUGACUCGAAAGUAGAUGGCUACUUUGAUGACAAGUUAUGGAGAGUAGAUCUUGGUCCUGAUCACAUUGAUGAAAAUGGUGUAUUCACUAUUCAGAAUGAUUUAUCAGGUAAUAUACACUGUCAAGCUUUUAUUGGCGUUUAUGCGGAUAUUUUUAAAGGAACAGAAAAUGUACUAAUUCGUUCAUUAGGUUAUCAAGGGUAUUCAGUCGUUUCACCAAUCACAAUUGACCUCGGUGAAGGCCCAGUAUUGGGGCCUCAAAUUGUCCUUAACUAUAUCUUACUCCCAGAAGGUCAAGAUGGCUUUAAGUUUUUAAAUUUCAAAUAUUUAGAUGGAAAAAGUGCGUUACAACAGAUGGGUCUCAUGUAUUUCUUCGACGGUAAUAGCAAAGAUGUAAUUGCAACGGCUGAAAACAAUGUCAUUGAGGUGAAAAAUCUUACGUCACAAAAGUCGAUAUCUGUAAUAGGUGAUCACAAUUAUAACAUCAGCUCAAUGUACAUACAAGGUAAUCCUGAUGCAAGAAACGGAUAUUUUAGUUUUCACAAGUAUGAAAAUGAAGUGGCAAUCCUCCUCCAACCUAUAUCCUCAGAAAAUUCCGAUUAUACGACGACGAUCGACAAGGGCAACGGUGACUUCGAGACAGACCUUGUUUCGCACAUCACGACCAAGGACACUGACGGCAAGCCUACCACAAUCACAACCACCAUACCAUUGUACGGGCCUGCACCUCCAGCUGUGACGAAGACAGUUGAUCUGGGCAACGAAGUGACUGAGUAUCUGGUCAUCAGCUACUGGACGACCACCAAUGAAUUCGGGGGUCUGAUCACGACAAACUCGACGGCCACCUACAGUCCUCCACCGGUGACUGUGACAGCCACCACUGCGUCGGACUACAUUGAGUCGGACUGGAUCUCGUUCUUCAUCACCACUGAUGAGAAGGGCGAUAUUGUUACGAGCAGCACUCUGUUCAACGCCACGCGUGACUACAACUUGCCGGAGGCCCCCCACACGUCGUUCGGGCCUGCACCUCCAGCUGUGACGAAGACAGUUGAUCUGGGCAACGAAGUGACUGAGUAUCUGGUCAUCAGCUACUGGACGACCACCAAUGAAUUCGGGGGUCUGAUCACGACAAACUCGACGGCCACCUACAGUCCUCCACCGGUGACUGUGACAGCCACCACUGCGUCGGACUACAUUGAGUCGGACUGGAUCUCGUUCUUCAUCACCACUGAUGAGAAGGGCGAUAUUGUUACGAGCAGCACUCUGUUCAACGCCACGCGUGACUACAACUUGCCGGAGGCCCCCCACACGUCGUUCGGGCCUGCACCUCCAGCUGUGACGAAGACAGUUGAUCUGGGCAACGAAGUGACUGAGUAUCUGGUCAUCAGCUACUGGACGACCACCAAUGAAUUCGGGGGUCUGAUCACGACAAACUCGACGGCCACCUACAGUCCUCCACCGGUGACUGUGACAGCCACCACUGCGUCGGACUACAUUGAGUCGGACUGGAUCUCGUUCUUCAUCACCACUGAUGAGAAGGGCGAUAUUGUUACGAGCAGCACUCUGUUCAACGCCACGCGUGACUACAACUUGCCGGAGGCCCCCCACACGUCGUUCGGGCCUGCACCUCCAGCUGUGACGAAGACAGUUGAUCUGGGCAACGAAGUGACUGAGUAUCUGGUCAUCAGCUACUGGACGACCACCAAUGAAUUCGGGGGUCUGAUCACGACAAACUCGACGGCCACCUACAGUCCUCCACCGGUGACUGUGACAGCCACCACUGCGUCGGACUACAUUGAGUCGGACUGGAUCUCGUUCUUCAUCACCACUGAUGAGAAGGGCGAUAUUGUUACGAGCAGCACUCUGUUCAACGCUACACGUGACUAUAUAGAUUCACAAGCUCCAUAUACGUCAUCCUCAAGAUAUUCAAAAUCGAAAAUUGAAGAGUCCGACUACACGACGACGAUCGACAAGGGCAACGGUGACUUCGAGACAGACCUUGUUUCGCACAUCACGACCAAGGACUCUGACGGCAAGCCUACCACGAUCACCACCACCAUCCCAUUGAAGCCAAGUGAUGCCGGCGAGGCCGACUACACGACGACGAUCGACAAGGGCAACGGUGACUUCGAGACAGACCUUGUUUCGCACAUCACGACCAAGGACUCUGACGGCAAGCCUACCACGAUCACCACCACCAUCCCAUUGAAGCCAAGUGAUGCCGGCGAGGCCGACUACACGACGACGAUCGACAAGGGCAACGGUGACUUCGAUACAGACCUUGUUUCGCACAUCACGACCACGGACUCCGACGGCAAGCCUACCACGAUCACCACCACCAUCCCAUUGAAGCCAAGUGAUGCCGGCGAGGCCGACUACACGACGACGAUCGACAAGGGCAACGGUGACUUCGAGACAGACCUUGUUUCGCACAUCACGACCAAGGACUCUGACGGCAAGCCUACCACGAUCACCACCACCAUCCCAUUGAAGCCAAGUGAUGCCGGCGAGGCCGACUACACGACGACGAUCGACAAGGGCAACGGUGACUUCGAGACAGACCUUGUUUCGCACAUCACGACCAAGGACUCUGACGGCAAGCCUACCACGAUCACCACCACCAUCCCAUUGAAGCCAAGUGAUGCCGGCGAGGCCGACUACACGACGACGAUCGACAAGGGCAACGGUGACUUCGAGACAGACCUUGUUUCGCACAUCACGACCAAGGACUCUGACGGCAAGCCUACCACGAUCACCACCACCAUCCCAUUGAAGCCAAGUGAUGCCGGCGAGGCCGACUACACGACGACGAUCGACAAGGGCAACGGUGACUUCGAGACAGACCUUGUUUCGCACAUCACGACCAAGGACUCUGACGGCAAGCCUACCACGAUCACCACCACCAUCCCAUUGAAGCCAAGUGAUGCCGGCGAGGCCGACUACACGACGACGAUCGACAAGGGCAACGGUGACUUCGAGACAGACCUUGUUUCGCACAUCACGACCAAGGACUCUGACGGCAAGCCUACCACGAUCACCACCACCAUCCCAUUGAAGCCAAGUGAUGCCGGCGAGGCCGACUACACGACGACGAUCGACAAGGGCAACGGUGACUUCGAGACAGACCUUGUUUCGCACAUCACGACCAAGGACUCUGACGGCAAGCCUACCACGAUCACCACCACCAUCCCAUUGAAGCCAAGUGAUGCCGGCGAGGCCGACUACACGACGACGAUCGACAAGGGCAACGGUGACUUCGAGACAGACCUUGUUUCGCACAUCACGACCAAGGACUCUGACGGCAAGCCUACCACGAUCACCACCACCAUCCCAUUGAAGCCAAGUGAUGCCGGCGAGGCCGACUACACGACGACGAUCGACAAGGGCAACGGUGACUUCGAUACAGACCUUGUUUCGCACAUCACGACCACGGACUCCGACGGCAAGCCUACCACGAUCAUAACAACUGUGACUUUAACAGAAGAACCAGAUUACACAUCUGUGUUUGUUUCUGAUGGUCACACGAUCACAGCUGUUGUUUCUCAUGUUACAACGACGAAUGAUGUCGGUCAGACGGUCACCACUACUGUGACCGUUAUGUCAUAUGAUCAAGUGGGUGAUGGUGUAUACACUUCUGCUCCUGCUUACUCGCAGCCCCCAGUAACUACGACAACUGUGAGUGCAGACACUACUACUGCCACUGUUGUAAUUUCGUACUUCCCAUCUGUUGGCGACGAUGGUGUCACCAGGACAGGUACAACUACUAUCUCCACUGUCUCUGUUGGAGGUGAAGCCGACUACACCACAACAGUCGACAGGGGUAAUGGCAGUACCGAAACUGAUGUCAUUUCGCAUAUCACCACUACCGACUCCAAUGGUAAUCCUACAACAAUAACCACCACAAUCACGAAUGCACCCGCACCUUCGAAUUCUAAAGCAAAUAUUGGGUCUGAUCACACCACCACCGUGGUUUCUAACGGUCACACAUUCACCGGGGUUGUAUCCCAUAGCACAGGUACUGAUGAGCACGGUCACACAAUUGUUUCUACAGUAACGCAAACCGUGGGUGGCCAGAGUCAUGGCAGCACUGUUUCAAGUGCAAAACCAGUCUCAACUGUAUCCGGUGCAGGAUCUAAUGCUCCUGGAACAGCAGGUGUAGGUGGUAUUGUCAACUCUCAGAAACCUCAGUCAGGAAAUGUGGCUGGUCAAGGGUCGGGCAACGAAAAGCCAACACAAGCUGCUGGCACAGCCGGUGGUAGUGGCUCUGGAUCUGGCUCUGGGUCAGUGCACCAAUCGGCAGGCAAUAAUGUACCAUCUGGAUCUCCAUCUGUUCAGAGUGCAAAGGGUACUGCAUCUCCAGUCAGUGGUAUUCAUAGUAGCCAAACACCACACUCUGUACCUUCACAAGCUCAAACACAAGGACAAGCACAAGCACAAUCAUCACGUCAACAGGCUGCCACGACUGUUCUAUUAUCAUCUGGUUCCUCUGUUGACAACAUCGGCAGUGGAUUCAGCAGCACGCAAACAGCUUCUGUCCUACAGGGUAAGGGUGCUUCGAUUAGAGUUGCUUCUUCCAGUAUUGUAUUCUCAAUGAUUGUAGUAAUAGUUUUCGGUAUGAUCUAA
Nakaseomyces glabratus is the source of this 5196-nucleotide messenger RNA. RefSeq lists its product as uncharacterized. Lineage: Eukaryota; Fungi; Ascomycota; Saccharomycetes; Saccharomycetales; Saccharomycetaceae. The record is from RefSeq and is a predicted model, not a curated record.